Molecule: messenger RNA, 651 nt
Organism: Prorocentrum cordatum
Lineage: Eukaryota; Dinophyceae; Prorocentrales; Prorocentraceae
Source: the annotation of a GenBank genome assembly
GCGGGUUGCACCGGGAUUCCAGGAAGAUCAAGAAACAUGCCCUGGCCGUGACCAGAUUGGCAGAACUCCAGGAAUCAGCAGCCGACAGAAUUUCAUUUCUUCGCCGGCCCGCGGGAGAUGAGCCUUUCCCGUCCUUCGAGUUACUCGCACACAGAGCACCGAUAUGGAACACGUUUCUGCAAUACGGGUCAAUUGGCAAGGCCUUCGAGGCAGUUGUCUCGGUGAAGAUCGCAGACGCGCUUCAGAGGUCCAGCCCAGGCCCGUGGUUCCGCAUUCCGUGUUUGCACAUGAUGGGCGCCCUUGCGAAUUCGAUCCCGACCGCCAAGGUAGACCCCCAGGCCUUGCUGCAGCGGGUCGACGACUUGGCCAGUGGCAUAGAGAGCCUGAGGAGCGACGGCGCUAUCAUCAGCAAGGUCGCCGAAAACGCUACAGGGACGACAUGUUCCUCAUCUUCGUGUCCAACAGGGAGUGCUGCAGGAGCCUUCAGCAUGAUGUCCACCGGGUCGCUCAAAGCGCCUUUUGCGCCCUCAACUUGGAAUGCAAACCGGCACCCAGGGGCAGCUUGCCGUUCGACUCCACCUGAGGAGUUCUGUGUGAGUGCAUCACCUGCGGCCGACUGCUCCCGCUGGGGUAGCCCAAUCUGGGAGGGGG